UUCCUCCUCCUUCCUUUCAGGACCGAACGUCAACGGCUUCUUGCAAGAUGACGGCAACAGUUCGGCGCGUGGCCCUCAUUCAGAAUUUCCACUCGCCGAAAACGUGACGGGUCUUCUGAACCUCACAAGCCGAGAAGCGCCCAUACAAUUCACGCUGCCGCUUCUUGGCUAUGCCAUGCCACUGCUCCUUGUCGUCACAAUUAUCGCGAACACGCUUAUCGUGGUCGUACUCUCACAGAGGCACAUGCGGACACCCACCAACAUAGUGCUUCUCGGAAUGGCCAUCUGUGACAUGUUGACGUUGCUGGUCCCGUCCCCGUGGUACUUCUACAUCUACUCGCUGGGGAACUACGAGAGAAUACUCACACCGGCUUCGGCCUGCUACGCGUACAACAGCAUGCAUGAAGUGAUCCCCAACUUCUUUCACACGUCGUCCAUCUGGCUGACGUUGCUUCUAGCUGGUCAGCGUUACAUCUACGUCUGUCAGCCAGCUCGCGCGAGGGACUGGUGCACAGUGCCGAACGUUACACGAGCCAUGUGCUGGAUCCUGACCCUGGCUUUUGCCCAUCAGCUGCCGCGCUUCUUUGACAGAACUUUCGAGGAUGUCCAGUUCCGAUGGAACGGCCAGAUUCUGUGGGGCUGCAGCAUGCGAACUGCAUCCUGGGUCCGGACCGUGUUCGCUGAGCACGCGUACUAUAUCGCCUACUAUGCUUUCAAGGUCGUGUUUGUCAACACUGGCCCGUGCACUGCGCUCGUAGUGCUCAAUGUGCUUCUGUUCAAGGCCCUCAAGCGCGCCCGGAAUAAGCGACUGAGGCUGUUCCAAGAGCUCCGGCGCAAGAGCGAGUGCAAGAGACUCAGGGAUAGGAACUGCACCACGAUGAUGUUAAUCAUUGUUGUCACGGUGUUCCUCGUAGUCGAGAUACCACUCGUUGUCACAGUUCUUCUGCACGUUCUUAUAAACACCAUCCGCGUUCGUACCGUAUCAUACGAAUCACUAAACAUAGUUAUCUUGUUUAGCAACUUCCUUAUCAUGCUGAGCUAUCCCGUAAACUUUGCUAUCUACUGCGGCAUGAGCAGGCAAUUCAGAGAAACGUUCAAAGACCUUUUUCUCGUGGGAUCUGUGGUGAACAGACGCGAGAAUUCCUCCCGGUACUCGAUGAUAAAUGGUCCUCGACCAUCGGCCAAUGAGACGUUGCUAUAGUUACUUAAAUGUUAUAGGUAAGCCAUCAGGCUGCCAUGAGAGUGUACCAAAUAUUUUUGCAGACACAAAAGCAUCAGUAUGGUGAUCGUGCGUAUGCUUAAUUGUAUCACUUCCAGUGGUGUAAACGCUCGUCUGCAGUGUCCAUUUGGAUGAUAACUUCUGCGACGAGACACCAAAGAAAAGUGGUGGCAGUAGGAUAUUGUGUAGGACAGGCAGUGCUGAAGCACUAAUAUUUGAAGCGCAACACAGAAUGUCAGCCUGUGCUCGUUCAUACUUUACACAUUUACCCAUGAAGUCAUGGCUAUAUACAAGACGCAUUUUUUUCUAUGAUCAUGAUUAUACACCUUUCACAGAAUACACAUGUUUUUACAAGGCACUUAGAACAGAAGGCUUCGUUACUACUGUACAUAGGUAUGAAAUACACCCGGCAGGUGUGUUUGAUGCGCAAAUGACAGACACGCUGCGAAUAUCUCUGUUGUGAAAGUGCUGAACAAUUUCAGCAGUCGAAAACGUGGAUGAUCGCCUGAGAAAUGCUCCGCGGUACUGCUCACAGGGUGGUAGCAUAUGUACAACCGUCAGCACGCUUGACACGAACGCUCCGCAGCGUGGUCUGAAAUGGUUUGAUUGACGCCAUCGCCGCGUAGACAACUUUGGGUUCUGUUGCGGAAAUGCUACCAAUACAUACCGACCUACUAUCCAAGCAUACCAAGGUAUUGUCUCGUUAACAGCGCCCAGCACUUUGCGGCUGGCAUCAGUCAAACCAGUCCAGGCCACGCUGCGGAGCUUUAGUGUUAAGCGUGCUGACGGCUCUGCGCAGUAUCGUUGUGGCGUAGAGUUUUAGCCACAUAACCGAAUGCGUUAUCUUAGUAAAAUGGUCGUCCUGAGCUAUCCUUACUUGUUGCCAUUUACAUUAAAUAUGUUGAUGUCCCUGUUAGUAACCGGCGUUUGCCUGAUGCAGACUGCUUACGAAGAAGGGUGGACGAAUAUUGUUAAUUAAAACUUACGGAUUUCGCUUCUUAAGGUAUAGUGACAUGAAGCGACUACUUCAUAGUGCCCAAGUUCUUCGCGUCUUUUAGAUAAGUUAUGUAAUUUUGUCACGUAUAUCUUUCUUUUUUUCAUAUGACCCACCAUGCCCAUAUCUACUAAAUACUUAACUUAGUAGCCAAAACGUUCUGUUGCUGCGAACGAGAGGCGGAGGACUCCCCUCGCAGUGGUGUUAACCAU
Rhipicephalus sanguineus (brown dog tick) is the source of this 2425-nucleotide messenger RNA. Its product is annotated as sex peptide receptor-like. Gene Ontology annotation, biological process: G protein-coupled receptor signaling pathway. The coding region runs from base 176 to 1201 and encodes 341 amino acids. Gene Ontology annotation, cellular component: membrane. The transcript has a single exon. Lineage: Eukaryota; Metazoa; Arthropoda; Arachnida; Ixodida; Ixodidae. Gene Ontology annotation, molecular function: G protein-coupled peptide receptor activity. The record is from RefSeq and is a predicted model, not a curated record.